Molecule: messenger RNA, 1489 nt
Organism: Calidris pugnax (ruff)
Lineage: Eukaryota; Metazoa; Chordata; Aves; Charadriiformes; Scolopacidae
Gene: BRF2
Product: BRF2, RNA polymerase III transcription initiation factor 50 kDa subunit
Exons: 4
Coding region: 12-1259 (415 amino acids)
Biological process (GO): transcription preinitiation complex assembly; transcription initiation at RNA polymerase II promoter
Cellular component (GO): transcription preinitiation complex; nucleus
Molecular function (GO): TBP-class protein binding; RNA polymerase II general transcription initiation factor activity
Source: RefSeq, a predicted model, not a curated record
UGGCGGCGGCAAUGGCGGCGCGGGGCCGGUGCCCCGGCUGCGGCUCGGCCGCGCUGGUGGAGGACGCGCACUACGCGCAGCAGCAGCUGGUCUGCGCCGCCUGCGGCUGCGUCCUGGCCGAGGGGCUCCUCACCACUACCUACACCGAGGAGGAGCACCUGCGAGAGGUGGCCUAUUCCCAGAGCACGGGGCAGAAGGAGCAGCUGAGCCGCUCCCUGCAGCGAGGGAUCAGGCGGGUCCAGGACCUCUGUAAAGUCCUCCAGCUCCCGAAGGUGUUUGAGGAAACGGCGGUGUCGUACUUCCAGAGGGCCGUGCAGCACCCCUCCUUCCACCUGGUCAGUCUGGAGAAGAAGGAGCUGCUGGGGGGCUGCUGCGUCUUCGUGACUUGUCGGCAGCACAACUGGCCCGUGACGAUGGGGACGAUCUGCUCCCUCCUGUACGCCAAGCAGGAGCUGUUUGCCAGCGUCUACCUGAGCCUGCAGAAGGAGCUGGAGCUCUCUGUGCCGGCCCUGAGCCUGGCUGAGCUGGUGAAGACCCACCUGAACAGCUUCCGGCUGUUCCAGCGCGCGGCCGACGUCCCUGCCCAAUUUGUGGAGGACAAGGAGAAGGUGGUGGCCCGGACGAUGCAGGUGGUGGAGUUGGCCAGCGAGACGUGGCUGGUGACGGGCCGGCACCCCGUCCCCAUCGUCACGGCGGCGGCGUUCCUGUCGUGGCAGUCGCUGCAGCCCGGCGCCCGCCUCGCCUGCUCCCUGGGGAGGUUCUGCAAGCUGGCGGGUGUGGACCUGCCACCACCAGCACACCUCAGGCUGAAGGAACUUCUCGAGAUCCUCCUGAGAAUGGCCUCCCAGCUCGCCUGGCUGAGGGUGUUUAAGCUGGACAAGAAAACUGUGGUCAAACACAUGGGGGACUUGCUGCAACACCGGAUUUUCCUGCUGAAAAACGCCUUCAGCCUGCAGGACGGGGAGGAAGAGGGUGCUGCGGCCCCGGGGGAGGGGUCCCCUGACUCUCCUCCGGCAGCAGGAGGGGCGGCGCAGGAGAAGGGGUGUCCCUCGGGAGGGAAACGGCAGCGUGAGGGUGGCCCGAGGCCCUUGCUGCCCCCCUGCCUCAUCAACCCCAGGAAGAGACUGCGGACGGCAGCCCCGAGCCCUUCGGACUCCGCCGUCACCGGGGACGAGCCCAUCUCCGACAGCGAGAUCGAGCAGUACCUGCGGGGCCCCGAGGAGAUCCAAGCCAUCAGCAAGGCCAAGGCCUGGCCAUGAAGAUGCUCGUCUGGAGGACAGUGCUGCCAGAGACACUGUGGGACCAAAAGGGAGAAACCCGAGGUGACAGAGCCAUCCCACACUGCAGGGACACUCCCCCAAGGGAGCGGGGUUGUGGGGAAGGAGGGGGCUGCGUCCCCUUUCAUAGUCUGGACCAAAAUGGGACUUUUUAUAGAGUAAGUCCUCCUGGUUAUGUUGUGUUUCUGUUAGAAAUAAAUGGAAGCACAGGG